Molecule: messenger RNA, 6495 nt
Organism: Oryctolagus cuniculus (rabbit)
Lineage: Eukaryota; Metazoa; Chordata; Mammalia; Lagomorpha; Leporidae
Source: RefSeq, a predicted model, not a curated record
UAUAUAAGCUGUGUUGUCAGAGCAGCACAUCUGGCUGAAGAACAGCCUGUGGACCUGGUGACAGAACACGGUUCACCUGCAGCCAGCAGUGUACACCUGGCCACAGAGUGUGGUUCACCUGCAACCAGCAGUGUGCAACCAGCAUUGUGGGUCUGGUGACAGACUAUGGUUUACCUGUAGUCAUAUGGGAACUUUGGUCAAGGCUCGUUGGCUCCAGAGGUAAACUUAUGAUUAAUCCAGGUUUAUGAUGGAAGUGACAAAAGAGACAUUAACAGAAGCAGAUGGUCACUAAUGGGGAUCUGAUUUGACAUAGUUUCUUAUCUGAAGAAAACCAAAUACAAUAAAUAUUUUUUUAAAAUACAAUUUUAAGGCAACAAUAUAAGAAAACCCUUAAUACCAAAAUUGGAAUCUUCAGAUUUAAAGCAUCCUGUGAAUUCUAGUAAAAGGGUGGAGCAAAGAAGUUCAUUCUGGUGAAAAACACUAGGAAUAAAGCACGUGUGGGAGCCAGUGUUGUGGUGCUGUUGGUUAUCCUUGCCACACAUGCUGUCUGUGUCUCACACUGGAGUGUCCAUUCAAGUGCUGGCUGUUAGAACAGCUUCUAAUCCAGCUUCCUGUUAAUGCACCUGGGAAGGCAGCACACCAUGCCCAAGUGCUUGGGCCCCUGCUACCCAAAUGGGAAUCCAGGAUGAAUCUUCUGGCCUCAGCCUGGCCCAGACCUGCUGGUUGUGGCCAUUUAGAGAGUGAACAAGUAGAGGGAAAAUCAAUCUCUCUCCCUCUCUUCUCUCUCUCUCUCUGUGUCUCUGUCUCUGUCUCUCUCUGUCUCCCUAUCCCUCUUUCUCUCUCAUUGCCUUUCAAAUAAAAACAAACAAGCAAAUAAAUAGAUAGAAAAACAACAGCAUCAACAACAAAACACUUCCAAGGACAUAAAACCAAAACAUCAUAUUCUGGAGUUUGUGAAUUCUCUGCAAUGACACUUACUUCUAAAAAGCACUCUGGCACCUCACAGUUUUAUUUCCAUCAAAAACUUUAAAUAAAAAAAAAUCUAUGAAAUAAGUAUGAGAUUAAAAAUUAGCAGGAUUAAGUUUCAGAUGAUUAUGACUUCAUGUUCAGAAAACCAGAAUUAAUAUUGGAACAGUCAAUUAAUACAGCAAUUAGCAAAAAGUAACAUAUUGAGACAGUGAGGCGAUUUAAUAAUUAGCUAAAAGUAACAUAUUGAGACUGUGAGGUAAUUCAAUAAUUAGCUGUCAGAAUAGCUACAAUGAUAAAGCAAUGGGAUCCAAUAUGUAUUUAGGCAAUUAAUAUUUACAGACACAAUGGAAUAAAACACCCAAGGCAAGUUACCAAAUUCUCAGUUGAAGCUCUUGGAAAAUGAGCUGGGAAGAAGUAUAAGAUAGUAGUACUAUGACAAAAACUGACAAAUUUAAAUACUUCCCGGAAAGUGGCAAAAGAAUGUAUGGAGGCUUGAACAACAAAUAGGAAACCACCUCUUGUUUUGUACAUUGUUUUGUGCAUAGCAUGUAGAGGGAGAGAAAAUCCUUUCUUAGAAAGACCCCAAACCAGAGGCUAUUAAUAGACCUGUAUUGAAUAAAGCCUCAUGGACAACAUAUCAUUACAAAGAAGGAGAGGAAAAGCAAAACCCAUGUUCAUGUUUUUGAUGUCUAAGAUGCAUGAGUCACAGACCUUCAACUCCUUGUGUACAUUUUAGACAGAGAAUGAGAAAGCCCAUGAAGAUUUCUCAUGUAAGUGUUGAGACAAAUUGCUCAACACUUUGUAAUGUGUCCUCAGCCUGACGGUUAAAUGCCUAUGCAUCUGUGAACACCGUCACCUUCCUCCUGUGUUCAUGUAGCAGAGUGAGGGGCACAGGCAGAUGCUGGACUGAGCCCACAGUUCCGCAGAUAGUUGAGGCCAUGCCAGAAUCCAUUCCUUUCUAGAAGCAAUGUGAGAGUUAAUUUGGCUGUGCUCCCAGGGCACUUGGGAGUCGCUUUAAAACACAGGAGGAGCAUCAGGCGGCCUCCAUCUGGGUUACCAGGGUGUGCACGUCUGCCAGCAUCCCGGGAGGGUCACUCUGGCCAUGCCCUGACACCCUGGGCACAUGAAGUCAGAGGCUCUCUCCUGUGCUAUUUCCUUGUCUGCGUUGUGUUCACGGGGCUGCCUGGAAGCCGGCAGAGGCACCAGGAGAGUGAACAGUGAUGGCUGUGGUCAUCUCCUAGCUGCCUGCAUGAAUGUAGGGAGAGGCCCCACCCAGCCACCUCGCCAAGCCAAAGGACGUGGACAUGUUACACCCCAGAGGGUACAGCAGUGUGGGUGAGACAGGGGAUAGAGGGAGAAAAGGAGAGAGAAGAGAGGGAGAUCUUUCAGCUACUAGUUCAUUCUCCAAAUAGGGGCAGCAGGCAGGACUGGGCUAUGCUGAAGCCACGACCAGGAUCUCCCAUCUACAAAACCUUCCUGGGGCAGGACUGGGUUGUUGGAGGCCCUGACAGGGAGAAGACACAGUGGCACCCAGGGCUGUGGAGCGAAGCCACGUGUGCUCCCAUCCCCCCCUGCCAGGGGUGAUGUGGGACUCAUCACCCAAGUUCCCCGCUGCUCCCAUCUUCUGUCUGAUGGCAGGUAGGGGUUGCUUUAGCCUUGAUGUCAUUUACAGUGAUUGACAUCUGAGGACAUCUCAGAGUGGGGCUGGGGAGGCUGGUGUCUUGGAUUUACUGUCCCAGUGGUGUGUGUCUUGUGCUGUGGCUCAUUCCGGCUUGAACCAAGGUGCCAGCGGCUCACUUCCUUCAGUCUUUUACCCUGAAGAAAGUGAAAGAGCCACCCAUGGUUCUGGAAGGGUCCAAGAGAUCCCUGAGAACUCCCUGGUGCACCCUCCUUGCCUGGCCUGGGGAUCUGACCUUGAAUUACCCAGAACAGAAGAGCUGAGAAGCUCACAAAGAAAUGUCCUGUGAGCCCAGAGAUCUUGUCAGAGGCCACCACCAUCCAGUGAGCUCUGACUUUGUUCCUGUUGGGAUUUGCUGUAACUGGUUUAUCUGAAUGAAUGGAAUGGAAAGGCACACGCUUGGUUCAAGCUAGUGAAGAAUUUGCUGUGGUCAGAAUCUUCCCGGAGGAGGGGGAGAGGAAUCAGCCUUGAGUCCAGGCAGGUGCUCAAGCUUCAGCCCAUGUCACACCCAGCUGCAGCGUGGUUCUGCACAGCUUGGGGCACCCCUCUCCCCCCACCUGCUGGGUGCUCCCACAGCAGGGGCUGCGUCUCCAACCCCUUGCCAGCUCAGUCUUCAUGCUGUGCUGCUGACCCAGGGCCACGCUUGGGAGACCACUGAGCAUAGGUCUUUCUAUGAGCAAGAACAGUCUGCAUCAUUGAAAAAUGCCUACAACUUCCAGAAGUUUGAAAGAAUUCCGAGGCAGUACUAGAGACAUGGUUUUGUCCAUUGCUGAGAUCUGCCUGCUGUAAAGUCCUUCACAGCUUUUCUUGACUCGGGCUAAGAAGACAGGAGGCAUGGAGGAAGCUGUUAUUUGGGAAAGGUGGAGUAAACUCAGAUGACCUAUCCAGGGACACAGAACUAGGAAAUGCUUGUUUAAAAAUUGGUUUAGGGCUGAUAAUUCCAGAGCCCAAGGCUUCUCUCCUCUACAUUUCCACUCAAAGUCUGAAGUCCCGUGGGAUUCAGAUCUGGAGAACCUUAACCUUGGCGGUGCCACGGGGGUGUGGUUUGGGCCACACUGCUGCCCUAGCAGUGACAGGUGCAGUGUGGGUGCUGGGAUGAGAGGACCUCACGGGAGGCAUCCCAGUGUUGGGCUUGGUGACCUCACACUUUCUGCCAGAAGCACCUGGGAGUGGGAGAGGGGCAGUUAACAGCAAAGGCAGGGGAGCCGUGGGCAGUCUCAGGCUGCCACUUUGCUUUUCGAGACAUUGGCUAAAGGCCAGAGCGAUGGCCAACCUCACCUCUGGCAGCUCCUUCCUCCUGCUGGGCUUUCCCAGGGCCCAGGAGCUCUGGCUUCUCCAGGCUGUGCUCUUUCUGGUGCUUUACCUGGCAGCUCUCCUCGGGAACCUUCUCAUCCUCACCCUUGCCACUGUGGACUGCCGGCUGCACACCCCCAUGUACUUCUUCCUGAGGAACCUGUCCCUCCUGGACAUGUGCCUCAUCUCCGCCACGGUUCCCAAGUCUGUCGCAAACUCUCUGACGAGACAAAACACCAUCUCCUUCCUCGGUUGCGUGGCACAGGUAUUCCUCUUCUUCCUCUCGGCCACGACAGAAGUGGCUCUGCUCACGGCCAUGUCCUACGACCGCUAUGUUGCCAUCUGCCACCCACUCAGGUAUGAGAUCAUCGUGAGCCAGGGAGCCUGCGUGCAGAUGGCGUCCUCUUCCUGGGUCAGUGGGGCUCUCAAUGCAGUCCUGCACACGGCGGCCACGUUCUCUGUGCCCAUGUGUGGGCCCCUCCACGUCCACCAGUUCUUCUGUGACGUCCCACAGCUGCUGUCCCUGGCCUGUUCCCGCAACGUGGGGGAAUUGGUGGUGAUAGGGCUCAGCCUAGCACUGGACUCUGUGUGCUUUGUGUUGAUUGACGCUUCCUACAUCCACAUCUUCUCUGCAGUCCUGAAGAUGCCCUCCCGGAAGGGCAGAGCCAAAGCUUUCUCCACGUGCCUGCCUCACCUUGCAGUUGUGACUCUCUUCCUCUCUUCUGGCUUUUUUGCCUAUUUACGCCCUCUGCCCUCGAAUCCCUCACUCUGGGAUUUGCUGGUUUCUGUGUUCUACACGGUGGUGCCACCCACCGUGAAUCCCCUCAUCUACAGUCUGAGAAAUAAGGACAUGAAGGAGGCAUUGAGAAAACUGCUCAGGGGUAGAUUCCGCCCUUCAGGUUAGAAGAGUGAGACUCACGCACCCCCUGGUCACCUCAUUCACUACGUUAUUAUCUGAAUAAUCUGGUUAUAUAGCGUGAGCACGAUAUUGUGUAUUUAAAGUAAGAAUUAUUGUAUGAAAAGGCCACUUGUACUCAUGCACAUUCUACUUUGGAAGGCUCCUCAUGGCCAGGGAAAGAGGGUGGCCCUCCACUGGUGAUGGAGCAGUCGACGUGGACCUUCCAUCUGUCAUCCUUCGUGUGUGACAAGUGAUGUAUGAACAGGAACCGGGACAUCAGAAGCACACUUGGGGCCUCCCAGGUGAAGCGAACGCAGGGCCAUUCUUAGCAGUAUCCGCAAAGACACGUGGGAUGAUUUGCAUGACCUACUCUGAGGUGAAAGGGAAUGGAGGUGAUGGUUGUAUAGCCUGAGGUUGUGCUUAACGCCACUGAGUCAGGGAAGUGAAAAUGCUUGCUUUUGUGUUAUGUGACUCAGCAUUGCCACCAGCUUAAAAACAAAACAGAAGAGUCUAUUGUCCAUCCAUCUUUCUCUUUUGUUUCCCAAACUUACUGUAUGUGUUUUCUGAUGUGGCUGUGUUCUUGCAGUCUAGUGAGAAGACACAGACACAUCAAAACUCAACCUUAUGGAGGACAUGGAUGUCAGGGCACAGAGGUAAUUUGAUUUUCUGGAAAACGAAAGACCCUGGAAAAGGAGAAGACCAAAGCGAAAACAGAAGAGAGUGCAAAACCAAACCAAACCCAGCAAAGGGUCUGAGUUGGUAACUAAAGUGAAGUUGCUCUGGAAGCGCUGAAGUGUGCAGAGUGGAUGGUGGCAACUCCGGAUGGAAACAGACUUCAGACACGCAUAGAGAGGGAGAGAGUUGGAGGUUGGGUAGAAGGAGGGAGAGAGGGAGUCUGAUCACUUGUUGCUUUGUAGAUGAAGUUGCUAUAGGCGCUUCUUUGUCACAUAUCUAAGUCCUAAAUAUGUUCAGAGAGACAAAAACAGCAGCCACGAAAAUUGAGUUUAUAACCAAUAAGAGCUCCAGGUACUCAUAACUUCUGGAUGCACAGCCCACUGUGGCCCAGGGCUAUUUUACCAGUCCUGAGCUUAGUGUGUCUGUUGUUUGCCUGAGAUUAUCCCAGACUGUCAGUUUCUCUUGACAGGCUGAGACAUUUCUUAGUACCAUUGGCCUGAUCAAUGUAAAACUUACUUCAGUUGUAAUUUGACAUUUAUUUAUCCAAGUCUUUCACGCAUGUCUCUUUAUGAGCAAACUGUGUCACUCUCCACACUUAAAUCUCUAAUGUCGAGCUGAGCAUACAAAUGACUGGGUAUUUUCAGCAAAUAUUUAUUGAACAUAUGGGUUACUGGACAAUACCCACAUCUUUUCUUAUAGCACCAGAAGUUUGCUUUUACCCUUACCUUAGAACUUGUUGAUCUCUUGUUUGAACUAUGCAUGUUGGGUAUAUUCGUAACGUCUAGAGAUUGUUUAAUGUAUUUGUCAGUGUGAGAGAUUCUAAACAUCUGGUAGAAAAAUAUCAUUAAAAUUGAUUCAAAAUGGAUUUAUGAACAAAUUCAAUUUUCAAUGCCCUUGAACCUAGGAUUGUUUCUGUUUGUAAUGAGUUGCCUUGCAAUUCAUUCCAACAGUAAUGGAUUAGUUUUGCAUUUAAAAAUGCUAU